Molecule: messenger RNA, 826 nt
Organism: Argiope bruennichi
Lineage: Eukaryota; Metazoa; Arthropoda; Arachnida; Araneae; Araneidae
Product: astacin-like metalloprotease toxin 5
Exons: 6
Coding region: 59-778 (239 amino acids)
Biological process (GO): proteolysis
Molecular function (GO): metalloendopeptidase activity; zinc ion binding
Source: RefSeq, a predicted model, not a curated record
AUAAAAAUAAGCAAAAUGAGUUAAUUGACACUGCAGGGUUAGUAGCCGACUGUUCAACAUGCAGAUUUUUAUAGUAUUAGGAUUAAUAGCCAUCACAUGGGCUCGGACUUACCGAAACCCACUCGAAAAUCCUGAUCUGUAUCAAGGUGAUAUCCUCGGCAUUGAAAGCAAUGAAGACAGGAACGCCCUGCCUAGGGAUUCUAUGAGAUGGCCCUCAGGUGUCAUUUACUACAAAAUGGACCCGGCAGUAGCUUACUUCAAGAGAGACAUAUUGAGAGCUAUGAAAUACAUCGAAGACAGAACUUGCAUCGAUUUUAUCGAGCGACGAAAUAUGGAAAAAAACUACAUUAAAAUCAUCGACGGAGAUGGUUGUUAUUCCCACUGGGGUAAGACAGGAGGAGUACAACCAGUUUCCCUGGGUGACGGGUGCCAAGAUCAAGGUACAAUCAUCCACGAGCUGAUGCACGCCAUCGGAUUCGAUCACGAACAGAACAGAUCAGACAGAGAUGACUACCUGGACAUCUUUUACGAGAACAUCGACCCAGAUUUCGUAGACCAGUUCCAGAAACUGAAGCCCCACCAGAACAGGCUGAUCAACAAGUUCGACUACGAAUCCAUCAUGUUGUACGGCGACACCGCUUUCUCCAUAGACGGCUACAAGAAGACCAUGAGGGCCAAGAAGAGGGGCGUCGUUCUCCUGGACACCUACGACAAGAUGCCCAGCAAAAGCGACAUGUACCGCAUCAACUGGCUGUACGACUGCGAAGAUAAAAAAUGAGCUUUGUCGCCAUCUCAUGUAUAAUAAAUGAUUUGACGUUAAAAAAUC